Tetrahymena thermophila SB210 is the source of this 939-nucleotide messenger RNA. Its product is annotated as ARF GTPase activator. NCBI's taxonomy places the organism in Eukaryota, Ciliophora, Oligohymenophorea, Hymenostomatida, Tetrahymenidae. The record is from RefSeq and is a predicted model, not a curated record. The transcript is spliced from 7 exons. Gene Ontology annotation, molecular function: GTPase activator activity. Gene Ontology annotation, biological process: COPI coating of Golgi vesicle.
AUGAAUUCAUUUAAUAGUGACAACUUGCUUUAAGAGUUAGUAAAUGACAUAUAAAACAAAUAAUGCUUUGAUUGCGGUGCUUAUGAAAAUACUUAAACAUCUUUGAAUAAUGGAAUUUUCUUGUGCUUGAAAUGCAGUUAACUUCAUAGAGGAUUUGGAAUAAAAAUAUCAUAAAUAAAAUCAAUAGAAACAGAUGAAUGGAACGAAUAUAGUUUGAGCUUUUUAAAAUUAGGAGGAAAUUAAUAAUUUAAAUAAUUCUUGGAUAGUUACUAAUUUCCUCCUGAAGUGACUAUUUUUUAGAAAUAUAGAUCAGUUGCUGCCGUUUUUUAUAGAAAGAAUCUAAAGCAUAAAGUGGAAAAUGUAGGCGAAACAUUUAACGAAGAACCUCCUUCUCCAGAAGAAGGUAUUAAAAUACUAGACUUGAUGCAAUUUUAAGAGAUAUAACCAGUUUUAGAUCCAAGGGAAAUUCUACUUCAGCAAGAUUAAGAUGAUAUGGAAAAAGUUAAAAACUUUUUCGUGAGUGCUUUCAGCAAAGCAGAAGAAGGAGUAAAAAAUAUUUCUAAGAAAAUUGAAGAGACUGAUUUUAAAAAAGAAAUAAAAGAACUUGGGACAAAGGUUAGUGAAAAGUCGUCAUAGUUUUCAUAAAGUGUUUAGGAAAACGUGAAAAUAGCAGCAGAAAAAUCCAAAGUAGCAGCUGAAAAAACUAAAGUUGUGGCAAAUCAAACAUUUAGUGAAAUAUCAGAGAAAUCAAAAGUUACAUAUGAAAAGGCCAAAGAAGCUACUUCAGAAGGAAUAGAUUCUCUUAAAAAGAAUCUAACUAGUGCUUGGAUGUUUUUGAAGAAAAAGGCUUCUAAAAAUGAAGAUGGUUAAUAAAAAAGUAAUAAUCUAAAUGCUGAUGACGAUAAGCUUACUAUGGAUGAAAAAUAUGAGAAACAAUGA